AAUCCCGCAUGCAUGUUAUUUACUUGUCAAAAUAUUCAUCUACAUGUGGGGGUUAUGUUGCUGAAACAUAAUCGGAAAUAUAAUUGUAACUAGGAUUUUGCUUGAUUAUAAAAAAUAAAAAUGAACCAACCUAAAGAGAAAGAACACAACAAGCGUUAUUUUGAAAAGGAUCAAAAGAAUACAGAAGAUAGUAGUAAGGGUAAAAAUGAAAAAGUGCAAGUAUUCAAUAUUAAAAUAACGCCUAACUUAAUAAAAGCAAACAAAUUUAAGAAUAAAGAUACAGUUAAUACCAUAAGACCUAAGAGGAAUAAAAAGUUUGAAGGAAAGGCUCCUAUUGAUCCAGAGAAACUAGAAGUUCACUCUCGCGGAGAGGGAGUAGGCAAAGGUGUUAGGCAUCCACUUCAUGCUGAGAAAUUAAGGAAAAGAGAAAGAAAGUAUAAUUAUGCUCAGGAACAAGCAGCUAGAGCUGAGAUAUUGCUAACAGAAGGACAAGGAGGUGUGGAAGUUGAAGAAGGUGGCAAAACAACAGCAAUAUCACAGAAGAUCAUAGCCGAGAAUGUAGAUAUAACUGCAGCAUCCAAAAUAUUUGAAUUGAACCUUGCCUUUGGACCAUACCAAGCUAAAUACUCCAGAAAUGGACGACACUUGCUUUUAGGAAGUAAAAAAGGCCAUUUGGCAGCUUUUGACUGGUUCACUAAGAAGUUGCAUUUGGAAAUUAAUGUCAUGGAAUCUAUACAUGACAUCAGUUGGUUACACACAGAGACAAUGGUAGCUGCUGCCCAAAAGGAGUGGUUGUACAUGUAUGACAACACUGGUACAGAGAUUCACUGCAUCAAGAAAAUGGACAAAAUAUUGAGAAUGGAGUUUCUACCAUAUCACUUUCUAUUGGCCGCUGUUAAUGAAUUUGGUUUUAUGACUUGGCUGGACAUUUCCGUUGGUGAAAUAGUUGGACACUACAACAACCGUUUAGGGAGAACUGCUGUGAUGGCGCAGAACCCUUACAAUGCGACCUUAUGCAUAGGAAACUCCAAGGGUGUUGUCUCUUUAUGGUCGCCUACUGUUAAGGAUCCUUUGGCUAAGAUACUGUGCCAUAAGACACCACUCACUGCUCUUGCGGUUGAUAACAGGGGAAUGUACAUGGCCACAUCAGGAGUCGACCGAAGUAUGAAAAUAUGGGACAUCAGGCAUUUAGACGGCCCCAUACAAGACUACAGACUGAGGAGCGCGCCGGUAGACCUUGAGUUCUCACAGAAAGACAUGCUCGCUGUCGGCUUAAACGAAGUUGUGGAAAUAUACAAUAAUUGCUGUACAAAAACAACAGAGAAACCAUACCUCAGGCACAGAAUGGCAAAAACUAUUAACAAUUUUAAAUUCUGCCCCUACGAAGAUGUUUUAGGAAUCGGAACAAGUAGCGGAUUCACAAGCAUAAUUGUACCAGGCAGUGGUGAGCCGAACUUUGACGCGUUGGAAAGUAAUCCCUUCCAGAAUAAGAAGCAGAGGAAGGAGGCUGAAGUCAAAGCCUUACUCGACAAGAUUCCAGCAGAGCUCAUUACCCUCAACCCUCUUGAUAUCACUGAGGUCGACGUACCCUCUAUGCAAGAACAAAUGGAAGCGAAAAAGAAACUCUUGUAUCUCAAACCUAAAAAAAUGGACUUCACGCCGCGGCAUAAGAAGAAGGGCAAGACGAACAUUGCGAGAAAGAAGAUAAUAAAAGAAGUAGCAAGAAAAGAUUUCAUUGAACAGACAAAGGAGGCCAAAAAGUUGCUUAAUCUAUCAGAAGAGCAAAAAGCCAAGAAACCAUCAUUUGGUGUACUCGAUAGAUUUGUGCCAACCGUUAAAACUAAAAAACAAUAAAAUAAAAGAAAAUCUUUGUAUACAUAUAAA
Trichoplusia ni (cabbage looper) is the source of this 1884-nucleotide messenger RNA. RefSeq names its product WD repeat-containing protein 46. Lineage: Eukaryota; Metazoa; Arthropoda; Insecta; Lepidoptera; Noctuidae. The record is from RefSeq and is a predicted model, not a curated record. The coding region runs from base 121 to 1854 and encodes 577 amino acids. The transcript is spliced from 11 exons. Gene Ontology annotation, biological process: maturation of SSU-rRNA from tricistronic rRNA transcript (SSU-rRNA, 5.8S rRNA, LSU-rRNA). Gene Ontology annotation, molecular function: protein binding. Gene Ontology annotation, cellular component: 90S preribosome; small-subunit processome; nucleolus.